GCGCUGAUGUGCUUUGCCUGGUUGAGCUGGAUUGCUUUGAGGAGCAGCUUGAUGGAGGGAAGGAGAAAGGAGGAUUGGAAGGAGGGAAGCGGAGAAGCCGGAUCCCAGGCAACCACUAUUGUCGUGGCCUGGGGUUGCCGUGGCCUGGCAGCGAAGUCUUUGGAGACCUGGAUGGAUC
This is a messenger RNA of Durusdinium trenchii, 178 nucleotides long. NCBI's taxonomy places the organism in Eukaryota, Dinophyceae, Suessiales, Symbiodiniaceae. The record is from the annotation of a GenBank genome assembly.